Messenger RNA from Cephus cinctus (wheat stem sawfly), 3966 nucleotides. Its product is annotated as pancreatic lipase-related protein 2-like. The record is from RefSeq and is a predicted model, not a curated record. The coding region runs from base 2264 to 3853 and encodes 529 amino acids. NCBI's taxonomy places the organism in Eukaryota, Metazoa, Arthropoda, Insecta, Hymenoptera, Cephidae. Gene Ontology annotation, biological process: lipid metabolic process. The transcript has 5 exons. Gene Ontology annotation, molecular function: carboxylic ester hydrolase activity; lipase activity.
AAAAACGAGGAAACACCUCAAAGGCCAGCAGGAAAACUUGGAUGGUUGACAGACCGUUAUGAGAUACGAAAAUAAAGGUCGCCCAAAGACUUUCUGCAAUGGGGAUAUAAAAAGUUGCUAUAAAAAUUUUGCCUUAUCUUAUACCGGCACUUUAUACGCACGUAUAGUAUACGGUAAUAUCGAUAUCUAUAGGAUAUUCAUAAAUGGUUACUCGUGACUGGCAAAUAAUGUUGGUACAGUGCGAUAACAACGGAAGUCAGGAUAAUUUUGGUAUAUUUUACGAGAUACGGCGCACUAUAAAGUCAUUAGUCACGUUAUGUGAAAUCGAUAAUAUCGAUUGAUUGCUGCGUCAAUUUUCAUGGCUUACGUUUGUCGCGCGAGACUAUUAAAUUUUUUAUGAAAACUCACCAUGAAUCGAAGCGACGGGACAAAUUGUAAGGAUAACAUUGGAAUUCUUGCAAUUUGUCAUUCCGACGACGUACUGAUAUACAAUUCGCUUUUUAGGCAAUGGUGGUAGAGGGAAGAGGGUUGGAUAUCAGUAUAGGUGAGAACCAAACGAGCCCCGGCGGCCAUUGUUGCUAAUCGAGGUGUCACAAUUUUAUGUGAGUAGAAUAAGGGUGAGCUUGGAUAAGGGGAGAAUGAAAGUUUGAAAAGGUAUUGGGGAGGGGGGGGGAGCGACGUCACGUCAGGACUAAAGAAUCGCGUGAUAACGGAGUCCGGGUUUAUACGAUAAAUCUGUACUCGGGGGAAAUAAAAAUUCUCUAAUAAUUAAGGAAGAAUUGUUGGGGGUGUCGUAAAGAAAUAUAUAUUAUCUCCUCUAAACUUCCCUUAUCCUACAAGGCAGAAAGGGAAAGUAACGUUGCUUACAUUUAGUUAGCCUACGGUAUAGUUAAUUAUCUCGCACCCUAAGAAUUAAUCUUAUGGAGAUUAAUUAAAUUGAAGUAAAGCGAUGCCUUGGUCUGUUGUCAAAAUGUCGAAAACAAGCCCGACCGUACGUUUCGAAUAUUUCGCAUAGAGGAAGGGAAUGAAAAGGACGUAAAUGGGAAACAAGAACAAAAAUUUAUGGAAAUACAAAAACAGAGGGUUGUCAUCCAAGGGACUCUAAUAGAACGUAGCGCGGCUAAUUAAAGUCGUUGGCACUACGAGUAAUUAAAUGAACCACGGAAUUAAUUCAGCAGGUUGAUAACAGCGACGAGAAGUUUCUUAUCGCAAGAUGGAAACUUUGACCCCGACGGGUUGAAGGAUUGUUGGAAGGAGUGGAAGCGGGUUAACCGGGGGGUCUCGUGCAAUUUCUCUGAAAAUUGAAUAGACGAGAUGGAGUGUGCGAGAGAGAGAAGGCGAAUAGACGUAACAAAGAGAAAAAAAGAUGCGACUAAAUGAUAAGGGAAAAAAAAGUUUCCAAAAUAUUCACAAGGUGAAUUCAACAAGGUCGCGAGAACUCGUGUAUUCUCGCUGAGGAUCCUCUCCUGGCAAAACGUCAACCCCCGGUCGUAUCGACCGUGCAGUCCACUGGUCUAGUAAACUUCGUCAAGGGGGAGUACUAUAAAAAAAAAUGAUAGCAUAAAGAAAGCCAAAAAAAAUUAUGACAACCAACGUCCAGCGAUUGCGGCCUAUCCAAAGUAGUACAACGUCCUAGGAACACGGCGUGUGCCAAGCUACAAUGGAAAUCUACGGGGGGAAAGAAGGAAGCAGACAGUAAUAAUGGCAAGAAAAAAAUUACCCCCCCUACAGACAAUUUUGUCCUGAUGAACUUGUCCUAGGGAAGGAAAAAAGAAAUUGUAAAGAUUCUUGACGCGGAUGCAACACCCUUUGGCUUGCGUGUGCGAAAUAAAAAUACUUAAGAGCAGAACGAGGCCCGGUGAAGUAAAAGACACGGUGAGAGUGACAGGGACAAAGAGCUUGGAGAAAGAAUGAGAGAAAGAGAGAGAAAGAGCGAGGGAAACAAGAAGGUAAGACAGGAGGUACGGGGAGUUGGCAACAUUAAAUAUUCACCGAGGAUUUAUUUAUACACCCGCUAUAUAUAGUCGGCUACUCUAUUAGAGGGGAUAGAGAGAAGCUCGGCGACUAAGUAUCACCAUCGAACCUAUUUAUUGAAAACACAAUAGAUAGUUUCCUACGAGAAUCUUCGCGAUAGACUAAAUAUCCUGCCACUAAAGCAUUUAACAGUCCUACCAACGUAGAUUUAUGGAGCAGAUGUUACGACGAGCUCGGUUGCGUCAACAACACUGAGGAAUGGUACCAUCCUGUAUUUCGGCCAUUGACGAUGCCGCCGCUCGAUCGUCACAUCAUUAAGACCAGUUUCUAUCUAUUUGGCAAAGGCAAGGAUUCGCGACAUGUGGUGGACGUUGAACCCUUAGAAGUGAACUACAAACAGAUCAAGCUGACCAGCUUUGAUAAGACCCUUAAGACCCAUCUGCUUAUACACGACUUCACCAGCAAUGGAUUGGUAGGCUGGAUCAAACAUUCGGUCAAGUCUAUCAUGUCUAACAACCUUGGAAACGUGAUAAGCGUCGAUUGGACAGGUGGUGCGGAGCCACCAUACGCCAUAGCGGUGCAGAAUGCACGAGUCGUUGCUUUGGAGAUAAUCUAUCUCUUGAAAAUCCUCAUCGAUGACCUGGGUAUGAGACCGGAACAGUUCCAUCUGAUUGGUCAUGGCUUAGGAGCUCACGUUGCUGGAUACGUUGGCCGGCAGAUCAAUGAUAUUGGGCGUAUAACUGGACUCGAUCCCAAUGGUCUUUACUUCACUGAUAUGUCAUGCGCAGUGAGGCUGGAUCCAGACGAUGCAAGAUUCGUAGACAUCAUUUAUACGGAUAUAGUUAAAAGUAAUGAAAAAUCAUUGGUGCCAUUGAGCAAGACUAAUCGCUUUUCUCUUCAUCAAGAUCAUGGCCAGGGUAGUGGCGAUACCUUUGGACAUUUUAACUUCUAUCCAAACGGUGGUCUCACUCAAGGAGGAUGUAACGCUACUUCCUUGUAUCCACCUUUGAGCGCAAUAACGCGAGAUAUGCUGAAAGAGGGUGACGUUGCACCAGGAUGCAAUCACAAGAGGGCUACUAAAUAUUUCACAGCCAGCUUGGACGAGGAGUCAGAGUGCACGAUGAUGGGAUACCUCUGUCCCGAUUACAUCUUCUUCCAGAGGGCCGAGUGCGUUGAAUGUCAAUUAGGGUAUACCUGUGCACCCAUGGGAUACUCAGCCGAGGUCGUCGCCAGGAACAAAACCGCUCCACCGACAGCGAAGUUCUUCCUGGAUACCCAUAGUGAUCGUCCUUACUGCAUGUUUGCUUACAAGAUCAUCAUCACCAUGGAUCCUGGUGAAAUGGCCAACCCCGAGACUGUAUCCUCGAGCGAGGUCGACUAUCGCGUCGAGGGAGGUAUGUUCUGUGCCACUGUCUACUCUGAGUCGGAAGACAUUGUCUUCCGGACUAAUCUGAACAUGGGCAUCGGCCAAAAAGCAUUCAUCCUGAAUGGCGACAACGUCUUCCUGACGUACCAAAAGAGACCGAAAAUGUUGGCACCAAGUAAAGUCGUUCUGCGCUUCGAUUCCGAGCAAAAUAACACAGUCGUAUACGUAACUAAAGUACGGGUGGUGCUGCUUCCGGCUACUGGUAAAAACGUGACUUCGCUAUGCGGACAGCACGAGGUCACGAAAUUCGUGCCCCACACGCAAGAGGAAUUCACGCCCUGUAAACCCUCCUGUAAGGAAUCCCGGAAGUCGAACACGACCCGACAGAGACGGAAUCCAGAAGACGUGGCGCCAGAGAUGCAAUCGUUGAUCGAUAUGACUGCUGAGGAUUACGAGGACGAGAACGGCGAGCCACCUCCACCGCCGCAGGAAGAUGAUUACUACAGUAAUUAAUGAUUCUGAUGUCUGAUACAGGAUAUCUGGGAUGACGAUGAUGGAUAUGACAGAUCCUGAUAAAAUUAAGAAAACACCAUUUAUCCCUUGUAACGUGUGCUUUAAUGAUGUCG